Messenger RNA from Ochlerotatus camptorhynchus, 2107 nucleotides. Its product is annotated as armadillo-like helical domain-containing protein 3. The transcript is spliced from 9 exons. Bases 65 to 2089 code for a protein of 674 amino acids. Lineage: Eukaryota; Metazoa; Arthropoda; Insecta; Diptera; Culicidae. The record is from RefSeq and is a predicted model, not a curated record. Gene Ontology annotation, cellular component: cytosol.
UUUUGUGCGUGGAUCAAAGAUUCGCAUUUAUUAUACACGAAUCUAAUAUCAAAAGUGAUAAGUAAUGGCCACAAGGAAACGUUCCGGUUCCGGUUCAAAGCGACCGAAGGAAAAAGUGGUCUAUAUUUACGAACUUCUCUUGCACGGAGCGAAUGCUGACAGUAACAAACAAAAUUUCUGGAAUGAAUUCUUUCUGCUGCAACCUAACACGGAGGCAUUUGAGACUGAGCUGCAAAAAUUGGAUGCAACGAAAUUGUGUGCAGCUAAAUCAAAUCUUUUCCUUCUAUUGGAAAAAUGUGUUGAAAUAAUGGACUCCAACGAUGUGAAAAGAACACAUAAUGCCCUUAUUACGCUUACCAUCCUAACAUACACAAUGUUUAAAAAAUAUAACAAUGCUGAAGAUGGAACUGAAAACGUUUUCUCUGAAUUUCAAAUUACUGACGUCGAAGAACACAUCAAAAAGCUGGUGGAAAAAAUUAAAGAAUUGGUUAUCUGCGAUAACUCGGACACACUGCGGUACUACUGCUUCAAGUUGCUGUUCAUUGUCGCCUCAGGAACUGAUAAUUUAGAUGACAACUUGCUACUGGAGUACAUCAUGUCGAACAAUCUGUUUGACUCCUUGAAAAAGGUUCUGAGUGAUUCAACGGCACGUCUAGAACAUGGACACGAUAUUGUAAUUCUUUUGGCACUUCUAGUCAACUAUAGAAAACACGAUGCUACUAAUCCGUAUGUAGUAAAACUGUCUCUACUUGAUGAUGAACUUGCUCUUCAUGGUUUUGGCCACGUUAUCUCUGCAACACUCUUUGAGUUUAUCAAACAACAAACUACGAACGUACUAUCAGUACAAAACAAUUCAUGGAUCAGCUCACUUUCGUCGAUGGUGGGAAACAUGUUUCUCUCUGAUGAAGUUGACGAAAAAAUGUACCAAAUCAGGCAAAAUAAUGCCUUACUGUUGGCGCUAUAUGAAGCAGUGCAUUUGAACAGAAACUUCAUAACAACAUUAGCCACAACUCAAGCAGAAUCGAGCUCGCCACCGUCUCCGUCAAACACUCUUAACAGCCAUCAUUCCAUAAGCGAUAUAUCAUCUGCGCCUAUAAUAGAAGUGUCCCAAUACCCAACGAAUUUGCUAGUAGCUGUUUUUCAAUAUUGCUCUGUCGUGAUGAUGGAUCAUAAAAAUGAAUCAAGUGCAGUUAAUCUUAAAUUAUGUUUCAUUAUCCUUACAUGCAUUUCCGAAGACCAAUAUGCAAAUUCAAUGAUGCAUGAUUCAAAUCUCACGUUUAAAAUAUUUCUACAUAGAGCACAUAUGCGACACAGAAAAUCAACUGCAGAUCGAGCGUCUAAACCUCAACCACUAGCUGCAACUUUGUUAGAUUUGCUUGUAGAGUUCAUUGUUUCUCAUUUUAUGAAAAAGUUUCCUAUGGAGUUGUAUUUGUUAUGUACCGGUAUUAUACAUCGCAUCAUAGUAUACCAAAAACGUUGCCGAGUAAGACUGAUUUAUCCAUGGAAGGAACUGUGGACGUCCUUGAUAAGUUUACUCAAGUUUAUCGUUUACCAGGAACAGACGCUUGUUAAAAAGUGCAACAUAUUCAACUUAGCCAUUCAGGUUGUUAACAUUUUCAAUCUCUUUAUCACCUAUGGAGACACCUUUUUGGCAACUACUAGUAGCUACGACGAUCUUUACUAUGAGCUUAACAGAGAGGAAAAAGUAUUUAGUGAGAUUCAUGCCAUGGUCCUGCGGUACACUACAAUUGAGGAAUGUGAAUACAAGGAAGAUGUUUUCAAGCUUUUAAAUUCGCUAGUAAAUAUACUAGCAAUCAUCAAGCAUUUUCAGAUUAAAAUCAAAGAGUGGUUAUCUGCAGAAUCAUUGUCCACCCCAACUGAAGAACAAAUACUGGCGCAAAUACAGAAAAACUAUGACCUUACCCUGAAACUACAAGACUCGUUAGAGUUCUUCGAAAGGUACACCGAAAAACCUCAUGAUUUAUUUUUCCGUAAUUUAGUCAAGGAUGUCGUCAUUGAUACGCGGAAGUCGGUGUACAACGUGAUAAAAAACUAUAACGUUAACAAGACAAAAGAAGCCUAUGAAUAAUGGUUGCGUUUUUUUUAA